Messenger RNA from Vanessa atalanta (red admiral), 1930 nucleotides. RefSeq lists its product as uncharacterized. Bases 75 to 833 code for a protein of 252 amino acids. Gene Ontology annotation, biological process: central nervous system formation; innate immune response; regulation of Toll signaling pathway. NCBI's taxonomy places the organism in Eukaryota, Metazoa, Arthropoda, Insecta, Lepidoptera, Nymphalidae. Gene Ontology annotation, molecular function: growth factor activity; Toll binding. The transcript has 7 exons. Gene Ontology annotation, cellular component: extracellular region. The record is from RefSeq and is a predicted model, not a curated record.
UCAUUUACCGGCUUGUCUGGUGCCAGUUAGUAUUUUAGGCCUGCAUCGGCCGCACGUUUUGUCAUACCGAGUUCAUGUGUCGAAUAGUUCAUUACAAUUUUAGUGAAUACAACAAUAUUGUCAAGAUGUUGGCGAUCGCUUUCGUUUUUAUUGUCAGCGCUAGUCUACAACAAACAUAUGCAGCGAGCGCUAAACAUCCUAUGGAAGCGUCCUCAAUUCAAUAUCCAGAACCAAUAGACAAAGAAACGGAACAUAUCCCUGAUUCGUGCAAGGAUCUCACGUAUUGUACAGUGAAACCAAACGAUUACCCAGAAGAAAAAUUUAACGACAUGUUCAAGGAUUACAGCGACACUCAUAGACAUCGCAGAGGAGCAGGUGAUAACGGCAGCCUUACUCCAAAUUCUCAACCCAAUGAAGCUGCUGAGAUUAAUAAAGUGGUGCCUCAACCAUCAAUGGUAGUUGAACUUAACAACCGACAAGGCGGGCCCGAUAGUGCUGACAAUUGCGAGAGUAUAGUGACCUACGAACCCCUUUACAAAGUAAGACCGAAGAGAGACGAACCUUGGCGCACAGUGAUCCAAGUUCCUGGUAAAGAUAUCAUUCAACGAGUACGUCUCGAGACAUGCACAACUCCUAAUGCACCGUGUUUUAAGGAACUUUCACCGUUGCCAGAAUUUGUUACAUUCUGCAGACAAAAGAUCAAUGUAUGGGAAGUUAUGGUCGCCAAGGGAGACAAUGAAACAGAGAUGAUCAAAGCAGAACUUCCAGUAUGUUGCUCUUGUCACUAUAGAGAACUAGAUUUCAAAGUCAGAUUCGGCAAACCUAAGAAGUAAAAUGGGACGAAUUAAUCAUGGUUAAAUUAUAUCCAUUCUAGAAGGAUUCUGAAGAGGCUUGUUUUACGAAAAAAAUGUCUUGUACGUGUGCAAUAAUUUUCGAUAAAUCUUUAUAAGUUUUUGUCGUAUACAGAUCGAAAAGCAUUUGAUUAACUGCAUUUAUCCAAAUUGAUUUUUUUGAAAAUAUUGUCCUCUGUUAAAUUAAUUCAAAAAGGUUGUAAAUAGGCCGUAACUUUUUAUUUAAUAUUAUGCUUAGGUUAAUACUAAGAAAAAUACGUCCUACGUUUUUUACGUAUUUCUUUAAUUUUAACAUAUAUUGUCAUUAUUCAUGAUAUCAUUUUGUCAUAAGUUUUUGCGCUACAUAAUGCAGACAAACACUUAUUAUCAUGUUAUGCAUUUAUACGAGCUAGCGACUACAAUUUCGAUUCAAUUUGUACAAAUCUAUAAUUCAAUUAUAUUCAUACAAUCUAUAAUUAAUAUUAAGACGACGUGGAUUAAAGUCGCGCAAAAAAACCCGUGCUCUUUCGCACUUUGGCGUAGCCUUAUUAUUCUAGCACUAUUUAAAACAUUUGUUCUAUUAGUUGUAAACUACGGAAAGCAACAAAGUUACAUGCAUGACUAAUAUGACUUAGAUUAUAAUUGUAUAGAAUAUUUUAAUAUUAAAAGACAGGUAAUUUAAAUAGGAUUAUGUUUCGCAGUUCUUGUGAUUGUUUGGUUUUUCACUCCACUUGCCAUAGCAUUUAUUAAACUAUUUCCGACUCGUAGAAAUGAUCAAUCAAUUAAAUUGGUUUGAUUAAUGCCUUUCAUUCGAUUUUAGGCUAUUGUUUUUCUGUUAUACAAAUAUCUCGUAGACUUGAAUUGUCAUGUUGAAAGUUUAAAACAACUGUAAUGCUUGUAUCGGUUCGAAAUGAUAAUUCGACCGAAAGAAUACCCAACAAGUUCUAUAUUACUCUUUUUAAGAAAUGAAAUUCAUAGUCAAGUGUUCAGGGAUUUUGAUUUUGUGAAAAACGUAACAGUAAUAUAAUAUUAAUUUAUUUAAAUAGUUUGCAUGCUAUCGACUAGUCAAAUUAAGUGUAUCGAAUAAAUUCAUAACAGAA